CCUCUUUCUUUCCACCUAUUUUCUUUUUAUCCAUCCGCCCAUCAAGGUCGAACAAAAUAUGAUUGAUUUUACAAAAAUAACAAAUACAUCUGCGACUGCAAGUCUAUCUGAAAAAAGACAAAUCAUCUUGGCUGCCGCCGCCGUUGUAGCAACUAGUCUUGGUGUACUUUACUUGUCUUCUUCAAAGAAGGCUGUAGAUACACGUCGUGGAUACAGAGAAAUACCUACUCCUGGAUCGCAAUGGCCUGUUUUCGGACAUCUUCUUUCUCUUGGAAAACUUCCUGGAAAUACCGCGGCAAAAUGGAGCAAAGAACUUGGCUCUAUUUUUCAAUUAAAAAUGGGUGUACAAACUUGGAUCAUGUUAUCCGAUCCUGUUCUUGCUCAAGAGAUCUUCAUGACUCAUGGUAUUGCGGCAUCUGAUCGACCUCCUCAUACAUUCCAUACUUAUUACAGUCUUGGUGGAAGAGGUGUUGCGUGCUCAAAUGCUGAUAAACGGUGGAAGCGAGCGAGAACUGCUGCUUUAUCUGUUCUAGCAUCACAACGUGUUAAUCAAUUUACAGAUGUCCUCUUGUAUGAAGCCGAUACCGUGGUGGAACGACUUCUCUCUCAAAGUCAACUUGAUGGUCAGGUAGAUCCUGCUCCCUAUUUACAAAACGCUGCUAUGAAUUUUAUUUUGACAACCUGUUUUGCAACUCGUAUCGACUCUGUGGAGGAUCAGCAAUUUAAGGAUAUCAUGUCAUACAUACAUGCGGCAAUGAAAAUGGCUGGUGCUGAAGGGGAUCUUGGUCAAUUUGUGCCUAUUGUAUCUGCAAUGGAUGUACUUGUGGGCAAGAAACGAGAAUACAAUGAUUUUAUUACCAAUGUACGUAAUCCACUUUUUACUCGAUUGAUUGAUGAAGCUACUUCAAGUGACAAAGACUCAAUGGUCAAGACUUUCUUGGCUCUCAAAGAAGAACAAGGUUUGGAUGACAGUGAUAUCCUUGUGAUUUUAUCUGAUCUUCUUGGUGGUGGUACUGAUACUAGCUCCGUUUCAUUAUCUUGGAUGAUCGUCAUUUUAUCCCAUCAUCAUGAUGUUCAAAAGAAAAUACAAGCAGAACUCGAUGCCUUUAUUCAAACCCAUGGACGCCUCCCUACCUUUGAAGAACGAGAACAAAUCCCUUACACCAUUGCUGUACAAAAGGAAUGUCUGCGUUACAGAUCCACCACUCCUUUUGGUGUACCCCACAUAUCUAAUCAUGACUUGGUGGUUCGUGAUUAUUUUUUCCCCAAAGGCACUGUAUUGGUGAGCAACAUGAUUGGCAUGCAUAUGAAUCCUGACGUCUACCCUGAUCCAGAAACUUUCAAGCCUGAACGCUUUUUGAACAACACUCGAACAAUGUCAUCUUCGGCAAAUGGCAAUGUCAAUCAACGUGACCUUUUCAUCUUCGGCUGGGGAAGACGUAUUUGCCCUGGUAUUUAUUUGGCAGAGGUAGAGAUGUUCCAUAUCUUCGUUCGGAUCUUCGCAAACGCAAGUAUUGCACCUCCUUUGGAUGGUGAUGGUAAAGAAGUACCUAUUGAUAUGGAUGCUGCUUUGGAUGCUGGUCUUGUGACUUUACCCCAACCUUAUCAAGUUAGAUUUAUUCCUCGUGUUGAUUCCCCUUUGAAAUAGAGUCUUAUUAUUCAAUUCAUAUAUGAAAUAAAAAAUCGAUCCUUUUUAUUACCCUAUAUUA
This is a messenger RNA of Halteromyces radiatus, 1709 nucleotides long. RefSeq names its product cytochrome P450. NCBI's taxonomy places the organism in Eukaryota, Fungi, Mucoromycota, Mucoromycetes, Mucorales, Cunninghamellaceae. The coding region runs from base 59 to 1648 and encodes 529 amino acids. The record is from RefSeq and is a predicted model, not a curated record. The transcript has 9 exons. Gene Ontology annotation, molecular function: oxidoreductase activity, acting on paired donors, with incorporation or reduction of molecular oxygen; heme binding; monooxygenase activity.